Messenger RNA from Lachancea sp. 'fantastica', 2883 nucleotides. Lineage: Eukaryota; Fungi; Ascomycota; Saccharomycetes; Saccharomycetales; Saccharomycetaceae. The record is from the annotation of a GenBank genome assembly.
AUGUUCUUGAACAAUGCUUUGAGACUUGUACGAUAUAACGUCCACUUUCAACGGGCCAUUCGCUACGCGAGCAGUUCGAAAGCAGGAACAACUGUUAAAAAGUUCACACUGCCUAUAACCAGAUUGAAGGACACUCAAAGUGAGAUUGAGUUCUGUGUAGAUACGAAUGCGCCGCUGGAGCCUUCUAAAAGUUCCAGGAAAGCCAAUAGAGGUGCUCGUACGACAAGCAGCUCAUUGCCGCCCUCACUACAAUAUGUCCGAGAUACUAUGGAUAAAUACAAAGAUUACGUGGUGCUAACACAAAUGGGCUCAUUUUAUGAAUUGUAUUUCGAACAUGCAGAACUUUACGCGCCAAAGCUUAACCUAAGUUUAACCAGUCGCGACUAUGUGCAUGGGAAAGUGGCUUUCGCAGGGUUUCCUGUUCACCAAAUACAACGUCAUUUAAAAGUCUUAGUCAAAGAACAUGGGUUCAGUGUUGCGGUUGCCGAUCAAUUCAGAAAAGAAACCGCCUGCUCCAAUGAUGCAAACCGAUUUUUACGAAGAGUCACUCGAAUUGUUACUCCAGGAACUUUUAUUGACGAAGCGUUUGAGAAUUUACAAGAAAACACUUAUCUGCUCAGUCUUGAUUUCCCUGAAAACUGCAUGCAAAAGCCUGCUGAUUUAGAUUUGAAAGUAGGCUUAUGCUGGUGUGACAUAUCUACUGGCGAAGUUUUUGUUUUACAAGUGCUUCUGAAAGAUGUGGUUUCGGCAAUAGUGCGCAUAGCACCCAGAGAAAUUCUUUUGGAUGAGGAAUUGGUAAAGUUUAGUAUCGAAAACGGUGCGUGGUAUCCAGAGCUUGUGGAGCUGAAGAAAUAUUUUGUUACCUAUCAACGUCUGCCGUCGCGCCAUCGAGAGAUUCGAUCUUUUUACCAACUCUUCUAUUGCGGAGAAACGCACAAUCAGAAUUUCGCCGAGCUGGACAUGUCGUUGCAAGAUCUCACACAGAAAGAGAUCGCCGCACUAAGAAAAGCGCUGCUGUACCUUGAAGAGCAUUUGCCAGACACGGCUGUAAACCUACAGAUUCCACAAAGACAACUGACUAGUUCCAUAAUGCAGAUUGACUCGAGAACUAGCUCAGCAUUGGAGCUAAACACUACGCUUCGAACAAAUUCUAGGAAGGGUUCAUUACUGUCGGUGAUACGCCGGACUGUGACGCCGUCUGGUAGUAGACUUUUAGCGCAGUGGCUUUCAGCACCAUCACUGGACAUAUCAGAAAUCCAUAAGCGCCAAAAGAUCGUGGCUCUUUUCCGAAUAAACUUUGAUAAAACUGAAGCUUUGAUUAGGCUGCUAAAGCAAACAUAUGACAUGCCGCGCAUAAUCCAAAUGUUUUCAUUUGGUAAAGGCAAUGCUGCUGAGGUGUUGCAACUUUCCCAAUCGCUGAAAAGAGCCGAAAGUAUUGGUUCUUUCAUCGAAAGAGAGCUUUUUGGCAGAAAGAGCGGUACCAAGAAACUCCUUGUACCCUUGGUCCAAUCUUUGAUUUACGACAAAGACCUAAUUGACAGAGUCCAUUGUUCUCUCGAUGAGGAGCAGCUAAGGACUUUUGAAAAGGUUCAAGCGAAUGAUGCGACAGAAAACGAGGACGGGACGGGGGAUUCCUCUGAUCAAUAUCGCGACUCGCCUCUUUGGGUAGUUAGGCCAGAAUCUAAUAGCAAGCUACAAGACUUGCACCAGCACUAUAAAUCCCUGUUGGCAAAUCGUGAUACCCUAAAAAAAGAGCUUAUGGAAACAUUUACAGGUAAAAUUCAAGCCAGGACGUUGCAACUAAAGGUUAAGCAAACAAGCGAGUAUGCAAUCCAUAUUUCAGCUACCGCGGCUAACAUGAAAGAAAUCACAAGAUAUUUAAGAGAUGGACUUCAAUUUCAGGGAAGCACCUUCCGCGUCUUGCAAAAAUCGCCUCAAAUAAUAUGGCUGAGCCAUAAAUCUUGGGUAGAUCUGGGACAGGAGCUUCACUACGCAACAGCCAGAAUAAGAAACGAGGAAGAGAAUGUAAUUGACGAGUUCAAACGCGAAUUUGUGUCCAAAAGUAGUGCCAUUAGAAGCGCAGCUCACACACUUGACUACCUAGAUGUCUUGGCAUCUUUUGCGCAGCUCGCGUUAGAAAAAAACUUGGUUAGCCCGCAAGUCGACUCCUCAUACAAUCUUACUAUCAAAGAUGGACGUCAUAUCAUGGUGGAAGACGCACUCACCACACGGUCGCUCGAAAAAUUUACACCCAACGAUACAGAUCUGGAUGCUGGUGAACUGUGGAUCAUUACGGGACCAAAUAUGGGGGGAAAGUCAACAUACUUGAGACAGAAUGCGAUAAUAGCUAUUCUAGCACAGAUUGGGUGUCCAGUGCCUUGCAAAUCUGCAAGGAUAGGCAUUGUUGAUAAAAUAUUCAGUCGGAUUGGUUCAGCCGAUGAUCUGUACAACGAAAUGAGCACUUUCAUGGUAGAAAUGAUAGAAACUGGUUAUAUCCUUAAGGGCUCAACUUCAAGGUCGUUGGCAAUUUUGGACGAGAUUGGAAGAGGCACAAGCGGUAAAGAAGGUGUGAGCAUCGCUUAUGCUGCGUUGAAGCACCUCAUUGAAAAGAAUAGAUGUAGGUCUUUAUUUGCAACGCACUUUGGUAAGGAACUUCACAGCCUGAUUGAAUUGAAAUGUGAGUCCUCAUUACGAGAACAGGUAAGCUACUAUCAAAGCGCUGUGCAUGAUGAUGGAGGUGACUCAUUCUUGUACGACCACAAGCUCACACCAGGUAUUUGCGAGAAGUCUGAUGCUAUCAAAGUAGCUCUGAAGGCUGGCUUUCCGAAAAGUGCUUUAGAAGAUGCUAAAGAAGUUUUAAUGGGUUACGGCCAAUGUACAUGA